UAACCCAAUUCCUCGUUUUCUCCCUUCAUCCCUCCUCAUCGACUGUCUUCCCCAGUCUCUUCCACCGAACCCCUACAUUCCUCCAUUUCCUACUCCGACCUCUAUCAACUCAGUUUUUCUCUCACUCAAGACCCUCAGCUACCUUUCACAAUGCGCGAGAUUGUUCACCUUCAGACUGGUCAGUGUGGUAACCAAAUUGGUGCCGCUUUCUGGCAGACUAUCUCUGGCGAGCACGGCCUUGAUGGCUCCGGUGUUUACAAUGGCUCCUCCGAUCUCCAGCUGGAGCGCAUGAACGUCUACUUCAACGAGGCUAGCGGCAACAAGUAUGUUCCUCGUGCCGUCCUCGUCGAUCUCGAGCCCGGUACCAUGGACGCCGUCCGUGCCGGUCCUUUCGGCCAGCUUUUCCGCCCCGACAACUUCGUCUUCGGUCAGUCCGGUGCUGGUAACAACUGGGCCAAGGGUCACUACACUGAGGGUGCCGAGCUUGUCGACCAGGUUGUUGAUGUUGUCCGUCGCGAGGCUGAGGGCUGUGAUUGCCUCCAGGGUUUCCAGAUCACCCACUCCCUCGGUGGUGGUACUGGUGCCGGUAUGGGUACUCUCUUGAUCUCCAAGAUCCGUGAGGAAUUCCCCGACCGUAUGAUGGCUACCUUCUCCGUUGUUCCCUCUCCGAAGGUCUCCGACACCGUUGUUGAGCCUUACAACGCUACGCUCUCCGUCCACCAGCUCGUUGAACACUCCGACGAGACUUUCUGUAUCGAUAACGAGGCUUUGUACGACAUCUGCAUGCGCACGCUCAAGCUCUCCAACCCCUCCUACGGUGACCUUAACCACCUGGUCUCUGCCGUCAUGUCCGGCGUGACCACCUGCCUUCGUUUCCCCGGUCAGCUCAACUCCGACCUCCGCAAGCUGGCUGUCAACAUGGUUCCUUUCCCUCGUCUGCACUUCUUUAUGGUCGGCUUCGCUCCUCUGACCAGCCGUGGCGCUCACUCUUUCCGCGCUGUCUCCGUUCCCGAGUUGACCCAGCAGAUGUUCGAUCCCAAGAACAUGAUGGCUGCUUCUGACUUCCGUAACGGACGUUACCUCACCUGCUCCGCCAUCUUCCGUGGACGUGUCUCCAUGAAAGAGGUUGAGGAUCAGAUGCGCAACAUCCAGAGCAAGAACCAGACCUACUUCGUCGAGUGGAUUCCCAACAACAUCCAGACUGCUCUUUGCUCUAUUCCUCCUCGUGGUCUCAAGAUGUCCUCCACCUUCAUCGGUAACUCUACUUCUAUCCAGGAGCUCUUCAAGCGUGUCGGUGAUCAGUUCACUGCUAUGUUCCGUCGCAAGGCUUUCUUGCACUGGUACACUGGCGAGGGCAUGGACGAGAUGGAAUUCACUGAGGCUGAAAGCAACAUGAACGAUCUCGUCUCCGAAUACCAGCAAUACCAGGACGCCUCUAUUUCCGAGGGCGAGGAAGAGUAGUAAGUUUCUCGACCGUCGAAUUCCGUCUAACUGCGCUAACUUUGUCACAGCCCCGAGGAGGAGAUCCUUGAGGGUGAGGAGUAAACUUUUGGCUGUCGAGUAUGACACAAAUCGGGACG
This is a messenger RNA of Aspergillus homomorphus CBS 101889, 1580 nucleotides long. RefSeq names its product tubulin beta chain. Gene Ontology annotation, molecular function: GTPase activity; GTP binding; structural constituent of cytoskeleton. The transcript is spliced from 8 exons. The record is from RefSeq and is a predicted model, not a curated record. Bases 151 to 1461 code for a protein of 436 amino acids. NCBI's taxonomy places the organism in Eukaryota, Fungi, Ascomycota, Eurotiomycetes, Eurotiales, Aspergillaceae. Gene Ontology annotation, biological process: microtubule cytoskeleton organization; mitotic cell cycle. Gene Ontology annotation, cellular component: microtubule; cytoplasm.